Messenger RNA from Amphiprion ocellaris (clown anemonefish), 3946 nucleotides. RefSeq names its product ELAV like neuron-specific RNA binding protein 2 (gene elavl2). The record is from RefSeq and is a predicted model, not a curated record. The transcript is spliced from 8 exons. NCBI's taxonomy places the organism in Eukaryota, Metazoa, Chordata, Actinopteri, Pomacentridae. The coding region runs from base 455 to 1621 and encodes 388 amino acids. Gene Ontology annotation, cellular component: ribonucleoprotein complex. Gene Ontology annotation, molecular function: RNA binding.
GAGUGCGGAGAGGUAUAGGCGCGCUGUGAUACGGCCCUAUAUAUUCGCCGACAGGACUAUAUUCCUUUUAAAGACAACCUCCUCCUUGCGUUGGUUUCCACUCAGUGAUGUCGCGUAUUUGUGUGGCGCACCUGUAAAGAGCGAGACAGGCAGAAGCCGGCUUUUUUAAUUAUUUGAUUCCUUUUAUUUCUUCUGUUCCCUUUUUUUCCUUUUGUUCCAUGCAUUUGCUGAAAGGAAGUCAUUUCUGUGUUUUGAUUUAAUAAAUAUUUCAUUUCCUCAUUUUAUCUUGUUUGUGUUGGCUUUUUAUGUUUCCAAGUUUGAACUAAAGACAGACCGGAAUUUCAUCCUUUUACGAGCUAUUGGCCAGGUGUUUCAUUCAGAGAUUGUUUUUUGUUUUUGCCUAAAGGACGUCCCUAACUUUCAUUUGUAGAAACGACGGCAACUCCAAACUAACAUGGCAGUCAGACUGUGCGAUGUGGCUUCUCUGCUUAGAAGUGGUUCGUGGGCGCCUGAGCCUUGGACUGGGGUAAUUGCUGCCAUGGAAACACAGCUGUCCAAUGGGCCAACUUGUAACAACACGAGCAACGGUCCCUCAACAAUCUCAAACAACUGCUCCUCACCUGUAGAGUCAGGGAGCAUAGAGGACAGUAAAACUAACUUGAUAGUCAACUAUCUGCCUCAGAACAUGACCCAGGAGGAGCUGAAGAGUUUGUUUGGGAGCAUCGGAGAAAUUGAGUCCUGUAAACUAGUUCGAGACAAAAUAACAGGGCAGAGCCUAGGCUAUGGAUUUGUGAAUUACGUGGACCCGAAGGACGCAGAAAAAGCUAUCAACACCCUAAACGGCUUGAGACUUCAGACCAAAACCAUCAAGGUUUCCUAUGCGCGUCCAAGCUCCGCCUCCAUCAGAGAUGCAAAUUUGUACGUCAGCGGCUUGCCAAAAACCAUGACUCAGAAAGAACUGGAGCAGCUCUUCUCUCAGUAUGGACGCAUCAUUACCUCACGCAUCCUGGUGGACCAGGUGACCGGCGUUUCCAGAGGGGUCGGUUUCAUUCGUUUUGACCGGCGAGUUGAGGCCGAGGAGGCCAUCAAGGGCCUGAACUGCCAGAAGCCGCCUGGCGCUACCGAGCCCAUUACGGUGAAGUUUGCAAACAACCCGAGCCAGAAGACCAGCCAGGCACUGCUGUCUCAGCUGUAUCAGUCUCCCAAUCGAAGGUACCCAGGACCCCUCGCACAGCAGGCACAACGCUUCAGGUUGGACAAUCUGCUGAACAUGGCGUAUGGAGUCAAAAGCAGGUUCUCCCCCAUGGCCAUCGAUGGGGUGACCAGCCUGGCCGGCAUCAACAUCCCUGGACAUGCAGGCACUGGCUGGUGUAUCUUCGUCUACAAUCUGGCUCCGGACGCCGACGAAAGCAUCCUCUGGCAGAUGUUCGGUCCGUUCGGCGCCGUCACAAACGUCAAGGUUAUCCGUGACUUCAACACAAACAAGUGCAAAGGAUUUGGUUUUGUCACCAUGACCAAUUACGACGAGGCAGCCGUGGCCAUCGCCAGUUUGAAUGGAUACCGCCUCGGAGACAGAGUUCUGCAAGUGUCGUUCAAAACCAACAAAACACACAAAGCCUAAUACCCGCCGAGAUUGUUUCUAGAAAACUCACCAGAAAAAUGGAAGCAGAAAAUGGAAGCGUAUCGACCGUAACUUUCUACAUUAGUAAAAAAAAAACAGCUUUGUAAAUCAGUGUUGCGAAGAAAAACGAUAUUUAGCGUCCAAUGUGAUUUUUUUCUUUUUUUUUUCCUUUCUUUCAUUGCUACGCUUUGAAUCUUCUUAAUAUACUUUAAAACAAGAAAAAAUACUGCAGGUUUUACUGCCUGUGAUGUUGAAUUCUCUUGCUGUCUUUACGGAUGGACCAUUUAAAACGUUACUGUAGGUUUUUGUCAUUUUGUUGCACAUCUGCUUCGAAAACAGUAAGUCUUGUAAGGUUAUGUGUAGUGAUUUUCUUUGUACUUUUGUGUCCUGAUUUACCAUAGGUGCGUUAUGCCUUCAGUGGUUAGCAAGUACUUAUUUUUGAACUAUUUGCGGUUUUUGUUGAUUUUGUAAGUUUAUUGUAAUAUCAGUUGGUUAUCGGUUGGCUGCAUAAAACUUAACGGAUUAAAAAAAAAAAGAAAAAGACAAAAAAAAUUCUUAAAGCAGUACCUUGCCAAAGAGCUAAGAACCUCUUUGAUGUGGGUUUAAAAAGCAUCUAUUUUUAUAAAAAGAAAAUUUGGAGAAACUUUUUACUGGACCUGGAACAAAAUAUUUUGACUUGGAUACUUUGAGAAAUAUCUUCAUAUGACACCUUGUGAGCUUUUGAACUUUACAAGAAAGUUUGCAGUGGUUGAAAUUUCUGGAGAGAUUUAUGAUGUUAAAAGAUACCUUUUGAGAUCUUUGUAUUAUCUUUAGAUUAUAGAAUCAGUGGCAGUGCUGGUUUCAUUUGUAAAAUCUGUGGAUCCCCCCGCCGUCAUCCCGGUUGUUUCCGACUUGAUUUGGAAAACAGGCGAAAACUACAAAAAGGUUCAUUUGCAAAAAAUGCAUGCAAAAAUUAUAACGUGGAGCUAUCUUAAAAGGUAAACGGGGGGGGGGGGGGGGGGGGUGUUUAAAAAUCUAUUCUUCCUCUUAAGAUUCCCUUCAGAUGGAGCUCAUGGUGUUUUGUGGUUGUACCUACAAUAUAUCAUUAGACAGAUUUUGUCUUAAUAUCAGCCAAUAAGGGUUUUUACAUACUUGGAUAGAUUGAGGACAAGCCAAUGAAGGCAGCAGUUUGAAUGGAAAAAAUAAAAAAGAACAGAACAGAUUCCUCCUGAGCUUUGAGCUAUGUAAAUAAGUCCUUCCUUAUGUUGAGUAUUUGGAAGACUUCUUUUGGUUCUCGUUUGGACUUCAUUGGAAAGUGUGAUAAUUAUAUAUAUCGUUUUCUUUUCACGGAGUAUGUGAGGUACCUUUUUUUGGAAUAUUUACCCUUUUCUGUUUCAGUUUGCCUUUAGUUUAAACUACUUGAUUUGUUGUCCUAUGGACUAGCAUUACAGUGCAUCAAAUUAGUUGGUUGUUUGGUCUGUAGAUAGUCUUGCUUCGUUAAAAAAAAAAAAAAAAAAAAGGUAUUAAGAAACUAUAGACAUUUGUUUUGUUUUUUAUAUAUAAACAUUAUAGAUAUAUAUUUAUGUGGUAAAGAAUGGAUAUAAACCACAGUUUUGAACUAUUUGAUUACUUUUUUUCAUACUCAUAUAUAUACAUAAUGCAUAUAACCUGUCUUUAAAAUCGUAAAAAAGGUGUAUAUUGCUUUAUUCACUUUGGGGGAAGGACAGCGAAGCAGUUCCAUUCGAUUGGUUGCGAAAGGCUUGUUAAAACAUCUUUAACUCGUCUAGAAACAAACGAAGGCCGAUCGAGCCUUAGAUUCACUGAAUCCUGCACCUGCAUCCUGCUUGGUAUUUCAACCGAUUACUAGUCAUGCCUCCCCUUAAAUGAGCAGUGUGCUAUGCAUUAUAUAAUUAUCUUUGCGACUGCUUUUUCUCGUUUUAUCUAUUCCUUCUUUGUGUUUACUUGUACGAGUUAAAACUUUAAGUCUAGAUGAGUUGUGAUACUUGCUGCUGUGGGGUCGAGACGACAUUUUUUAUGCCUGACCCAUCAUCGUCAAAAACAACUUAUUUUCUUUCUUGUAAAACCUCAUGAUAAUUUGGUCUUGGCAAAGUUGUGCUAACGGUCCGGCAUGAAGAAAUGUUCUCUCCCAACCUCACUUAUCUCAGUUCUUAAUAUGAGAAUGAUUAUUUAUUUGAAGUUGUAUAGUCUGACUUGGUUCACAGCAUUUUUGGAAUAGAAUAUCUUUUUGUUGAGUAUUUAAAAAGGAUGUACAUGUUCUUUACUUUGUGUUUGGAUACUUUGGAUUUUUUCCAUGUUCAGUACAUCAAUAAAUAAGUUGAAGGGCAA